Molecule: messenger RNA, 3672 nt
Organism: Trichoderma aggressivum f. europaeum
Lineage: Eukaryota; Fungi; Ascomycota; Sordariomycetes; Hypocreales; Hypocreaceae
Exons: 4
Coding region: 1-3672 (1223 amino acids)
Molecular function (GO): protein binding
Source: RefSeq, a predicted model, not a curated record
AUGGGCAUAGAUUGGAAGGGCAGAAAGAGUGAUUUGUUAAAGCCGGGAAAUUGGUUUAGGAGGUCCAGGUCUUCAUCUGGAGCAUCGGGCGAGCGUGGAAUUGCUACAUCUGCGAGACUCAGUAUAUCGUCUCAUUCAGACGCGCAUCUAGAGCGAUUUAGAGCCUCUCUGCUUUCUCAUACAUCAAAGCCUUCUUUACGACAAAGGCCAUCUACACCUCUCGGAGAGUCUCAACUGGCUGAAGUUCAUCUAACCCCGCCUUUGCCGACGACAGAAUCCCAACCACCACCGCUCUGUCCACGCCCUUUGUCACCCUCUUUUUCUUCAAACUCUAUCGAAGUCGAAGUCCCAGAGCCACCGACUCCGUUUUCAGACCUCUGGGCUCGAGCCUUUAGUGAGGCUGAUGACGAGACUCAGAAAUGGAUCAAAAAGCAUGGACUAGACUCCUCCACAGGUCUUGCGCAAGACCAAAUCAAAGAACUCAUCAAGCUCGUGGAAGGCAAUAAGCUGUCUGAACAAAAUGACGAACCGUUGAAAAUCGAGAUUGGCAAUCAGAAAAUCAUCGUUCGAGAAUACGUUGCUGAUGCUGUUGCCUUUAUUACCAUGGUUGGUGACGCUGCCAUCACUUUCACCCCUCCACAGGCCAGCGCGCCAUGGGCUGUUGCAAAGGCGGUCCUAAAAAUCGCGGUCAAACAAAUCGAGCAAAAGGCCGCUCUUCUGGGAAGCGUACAGUGGUUUGCACGCAUUGUACGAAGAGGGCAAAUCUACGAGGCUAUAUAUAAUGCGGCGGCUGCAGAUGAAAACGCUAUUCAGAAUUUAUACGAUGCACUCUUGGACGUAUACAAGACAGCUCUGGAGUUAUUAGCAUCUUCCGACACCUUAUUCGGUAGCGGAGUGGCCAGACAGACUUUAAAAGCAGUCUUGAGGCCAGAGGGUGCUGCUGGAAAAUUGAACGACCUAUACAAGAAAGAACAGCAGCUUAUUAUAGAGGUUCAAGCCUGUGAGGCCUCGCGGUCUGCCAUUUCGUCCAAGCAGGCAAACGACGACUUGGAAGAAUUGAAACGACAAUUACAUCAGCUAUCAUCGCCCCUUCUUCGGAUGGAUGAAAGGGUUGCGACUCUUCUAGAAAAGUGGGAAGAAAAAGAUUUUGAUGCAUUGAUGCACUUCAUUAGCUCAGAGAUGUUCGGGAAAAGUCAUGCUGCUGUCACAGACGCAAGGAUAGAGCACACUGGGGAUUGGAUAUUGGUCAACGGAGAUUUCCGUGCUUGGCAAGAGAUAUCUUCUUCUUCGGCUGUAUUAUGCCUUAAAGGAACUGUUGGCACCGGCAAAACGUAUCUAACAUCCAGGGUGGUUGACUACGUCAAGCAAACACUUGAUACGUCGGAACAUGACGAAGGGUUUGCCUAUUUCUACUGUAAUCGAUCAGGCCCUUCGAUGCAAGACCCGAUCGUUGUCUUAAGAAGCUUUGUUCGUCAGCUAGCUGGCAAGGCUUUUGGCGAGCCUGGUUUCAUCCAAAGUAGCCUCGCACAGAAAUGUAAGGCUGCGAGGAGAGAGGGGAGAGAAUUAGGUCACAAGGACUGCGAAACCUUGAUUCUGGAAUCCUUGAAUUUAUACUCAAAGACGACGAUUAUUCUGGAUGCUUUGGACGAAUCUGACAUCACCACUCAUAAUUUGUGUACUAUUCUUAUCAAAAUGAUGGAAGAGUCCAAAAGACCUGUCAAGAUUUUUAUUUCUACCCGACCUGACCGAAAGUAUUUAAAGGCAUUCCGAGAUAAGCAUAUUAUUACUCUGGAUGCUAGCAAUCAGCAAGGAGAUAUUGAGAGAUUUCUCGAACAGAAGCUUUACUUAACCGAAUCGUUUACGGAGCGAAGUCAAGAAGCCCAAGACGAAAUCAAACAUGUUUUUGCAACGCGGAGCUGCGGAAUGUUCCGAUGGGUUUACUUACAAGUGAGAAGCCUUGAAAACCAUAUCACGGAUGAUGCUGUCCAUAAUUGGGCCCGUAAAUUGCCUCGCAAUUUAACAGAAGCGUAUGAUCAGCUUUGGGAUAAUAUGAGAGGGCAUGAUGACUUUGACGUCGACCUGGCUGAGCGUGCCAUUAUGUGGGUGCUGUGUUCUUUUGAGCCACUCUCGUCGAAAGUCUUUUUAGAAGCCAUUCGGUAUGCCGUCAAAGGAUCCACAGUGAUACAAAAGAAAGAACAGACGAAGCAACAAAUUCUAUCACUUUGUCAAGAUCUCCUGACUAUUGAUGAAGAAAGGGAUGUUUGGAUGCUGCCACAUGCCUCUGUGGCGGAAUAUUUUGAAUCAAAAGGCUACACGGAUUGGAAGUGCGAUGUGUUUGCGUCAAAAGUGUGCCUCGGCGUCCUCGGAAACUUUCAGCCGGAAAGGAUAGAAGGUGGCACUUUCGCACAUUACGUUACAGAACAUUGGGGCGAGCACGUUGGGCGAUACGACCAAUGGCUAGGAACGAUGGGAGAACAUGAAGCAAAGGCCGACCCGCAUCUUGUAGGGGCCCUGGAGUGCUUCCUCGGCUCACCAGGUGAAAGCAGCGCCAACUAUCGAAAAUGGGCCGAGAGCAUCUUUGACCUGGGAGAUUUCGACUUGGCUUUGUUUGCCGUGUGUCGAUAUGGAUUAUGGUACACCUUGCGCGACUGGUGGCUGCACAGCAAAAUUACCAUGGAGAUGGCCAUUGAAGAAAAUGCCUACGGCGAUACCCCACUUUCGCUCGCGGGUGGGAGCAACUGCUUGCCAAUGGUCAAACAUUUGUUCGGCUUGAUUGACGUGCAUCCACACGCUACGGAGAAGUGCGUUCGCGCGUUGAAUUCCGCACUCGCCAAAGAAAAUUUCGACAUUGUGACGUUCUUGAUAAUGGAGGCAAAGGUAGAUGUUAACCUUCCAGAUCGCAGACGGGGGGAAACUGCUGCACAGGCGGCCACCUGGUAUCGCCCCGCAACGCUGCAAUGGAUGCUGGAUCAAGGCAUCGUAAACGUGGAGAGGGAGAACGACGGCGGGCACCACUGUGGCAACGUCUUGAUUGAAGCGGCGUAUUGCGGAAAAGUCGAAUCGGUCCAAAUCCUGCUCAACGCUGGAGCCAAUGCGAAUGCCGCCUUGCACAGCGGCGACUACGGAAGUUCCCUUGUCGCAGCAGUAAAAGAAAUGAACACGGCAAUUGUCCGGCUGCUACUCGAUCAUGGCGCAGAUCCAAAUUUACCCCUGAAAUGUGGAGAAUAUGGCAGCGCGCUUGAGGCAUCAAUGACAUCGCAGUUUAGGGAGUCAGAGAGAAGAGAAGAGCGAAAACAGAUACGGCACAUGCUGCUUGAUGCUGGUGCAGAUCCCACAGCCGUGCUUGAACGAGGAGAUCACGGAAGUGCACUGGCUGCUGCAGCGUUCUGGGGGCGAAAGGAAAUCCUCAAGGUCAUGAUUGAUCGCGUUGGGGCGGAGGGUGCCAUCCGAGCCCUCCGUCGGAGCAGAUACCCAAGUAUGAAUCGAUAUUUUCAAGAUGAAGAAGACGUCCAGAGAUGGAAGGAUACGAUCACGUACCUCGGCCAAGUGGGGGUCAGUAAAGAAACCCUUCAUAACAUUGGCUUGUGGGAGGAUAUCGAGCCUGAGGAGAGUAACGGCUAUUAUGGGAAGUAUUUGCUGGAUUACUCAAAGAUAAAGCAUCACGAUAGUUGA